AGACACGGUGGAACUCAAGUUACCUUGCAUGGAAACGUUUAAUAAAAAUCAAAAAUCUUAUUGACAUUCUGGCAUCUACUAUGUUGAUUGAUAAUGAUCCUUCAGUACGGAAUGAUGGAAAACGACUAAAAAAUAUAAAUUUAACAGAAAAUGAAUGGCAAGAAAUAAAUAAAUUAAUUAAGGUUUUAGAAGAUUUUGCCGAGGCUACUGAAUAUUUAGAUGAUGAUUCAGAUGAUGAUUCGGAUAAUGAUUCCAAUAUCGAGAUUAUAGAUUUAACUGGUCCAAAUACCGUUUUUGAUGAUAAUGUCAGUUAUGGAGAUGCACCUGAAGAUGAACCUAUUACUGAACAAUCUAAACUCUGUACCAAUCUUGAAAAUUGUGUUAAAAUAGCACUAUAUCAAGCGAUGAAUCAUUAUUGGAAAGUUCCACAAGAACACGGGAUGUUGGCUGCUUUGUUGGAUCCACGAUUUAAAGAACUUGAAUUUGCAUCUGAUUCAUUGCGCAUUAAAACUCAAGAACAAUUAAAAGAUUCUUAUCAAAAUAUAAACUUAACUAAUAAUGAAGAUCAAAAAGCUGGAUUACAACCAGUUUCAUCAAAUUCGUUAUUGGCAAGAAUGUUCCAAAAUAAUGUUAUUCAUGUUGAUGAAGUAACUAGUUAUUUAGCUUUGCCUAAGGUUCACCCUGAUGAUUGUCCUUUAUUAUGGUGGAAAAAUAAUAAGACUCGGUUUCCAAUAUUAUCAAAAUUAGCAAGAAAAUAUUUGGCUAUUUCCAUUACUUCUACCCCAAGUGAAAGACUUUUUAGUGAAGCUGGCAAUAUAAUGACUAUAAAAAGAACACAAAUGGGAUCAAAUACAUUAGAGAAUUUAGUUUUUUGUAAGAAGAAUUGGCACUUGGUUGGAGGG
This is a messenger RNA of Diversispora eburnea, 902 nucleotides long. The record is from the annotation of a GenBank genome assembly. Lineage: Eukaryota; Fungi; Glomeromycota; Glomeromycetes; Diversisporales; Diversisporaceae.